CUAAUACAAAAUUUUCCCGGGGGAAAGUAUCUCCACAUUCUAAACUUCAGUUCAAAUAUUGCAAACUAGGCAUUCACGCUUCAUCAAAUGGGUAAUCUAUAAAUUUACUCCUAUGAGAAAGCUCUUCAAAGUGGCAUGUAUUUUUUCCCUUGCAAGAAUUGCAUCACCAAGAAAAAUCUCUCGAUUUCUCUCUCCCUUUCAAUACAAUUCUUGUUAUUUUUCCCAAAAUUCCAUUUUGGCAAAUUCCCUUUUAUCCAUCAACACUCUUCCUACCAUUUUCCGUUGUUCGUCGCCUGUUCUUCUGCAUGUCUCUGCUCAAUAUGCCUCUGCCUGCCAAGCAUUUGACAAAAUGUCACAAAGGGUUGCUCAGUAUCCCCAAGUUUCCAACAUAAGCCAUGUGCUUGAACUCUUUAGGCUUGUUAGGGAGAAGCCAAGUUUUAUCAAUGCCAAAAUAGUACAUGCAUUAGUGAUCAAACUUGGUGCUCUUCGCCAUCUACCCACGGUUACUUCUCUGCUUAUGAUAUACUCAAGGGGUGGGAGUUUUAGCUCCUCAAUGGCUCUGUUUAGUGAAGUUGUUGAUAAGGAUGUGAUUGUUUCGAAUGCUAUCAUGACUGCUUGCAUUGAGAAUAAUCUAUUUGAGGCCGUAGUGAAUUUCUUUCUUGAAAUGGUUGAAGUAGGGAAUGAGUUUGAUUCUACCAGUCUUGUUAUUCUUCUUUCAGCCUUGAGCAAUAUGAAAGAUUUGAGACGGAGUAUGGGAGUUCACGCUUUGUGUGUGAAAGCAGGAACACUUUCAGAUUCCUUUUUGAGCAAUGCUCUUCUUGAUGUCUAUGCAAAGUGUAAUGAUUUGUACUCAUCUGAGAAUGUUUUCAGAGAAAUGGAGUUUAAAGAUACGGUUUCAUGGAACUCGAUCAUUAGUGGGUGUUUAUAUAAUGGUCACCCUAUGAUGUCCUUGUUGUAUUUCAAGCAGAUGGUCUCUAUUUCAGAACAAGUAGAUAGUGUGAGCCUUUCGUGUGCUAUUGCAGCAUCUUCUUGUUUAGAGGAGCUUACAAGUGGCCUAGCAAUUCAUGGAUUGGUUAUUAAGCUUGGCUAUGCAGAGAGAGGCCAUAUAUCUGUGGCGAACUCUCUCAUUUCAUUCUAUUCUCAAUAUGGAGAAGUUGAUGCUGCAAAAUAUGUCUUCGAGGAGAUGGAGUGUAAGGACGUGAUUACAUGGAAUUCAAUGAUUAAUGGGCUAGCUUUGAAUGAGGAGGUUAUUGAGUCAUUUAAUCAUCUGCAUAUAAUGCAGUUCAUAGAAUCUAUGAAGCCUGAAGCAACAACUCUGGUCUCCAUUAUUUCACUCGCAGCAGACUUCAUGUUACUAAGAGAAGGAAAAGCAGUUCAUGGUUACAUCAUUAGAAGAGGGAUGGAAUCCAGUUUAUCCAUGAUGAACUCUCUUCUAAACAUGUAUUUAAGUGGAAACAACGCCAAGAAAGCUGAACACUUACUCAGAACUAUGCCAGUUAAGGAUUUAGUCACUUGGAAUACUAUGAUCUCUGGGUACUCCCAAAACGGGUGCAAUAGAGAAGCUCAGACUUUAUUUAAGAAGCUUCAAGGCCAGCAUUUAAGCUGUAGCUUACCAACUCUUCUUGGGGUUCUCUCUUCUUGUGACGCCCCUCAGUUUCUCCAAUUCGGGAAAUCAAUACAUUGCUGGCAUGUAAAAUUGGGAUUUGAGAAUAAUAUUCUUGCAGUAAAUUCUUUGAUGUACAUGUAUAUUCAUUGUGGAGAUUUAGUAGCUUCUUUCGAAUUGCUGGGGGAAAUUUCAUUUACUGCUGAUGUUGAUAGUUGGAAUGCUGUGAUUUCUGGAUGCACACAGAACAACCACUUCGGGAUGGCUUUAGAGGCAUUCAACUUGAUGAGGCAAAUAUCGCGUGUCAACCAUGAUUCCAUUACUCUAGUCAGUGCCAUAUCAGCUUGUGGAUACCUUCAAUUGGUAAAUGAGGGAAAAUCGAUUCAUGGUCUAGCUCUUAAGACCUCAUCAGGUAAAGAUAUCCGUGUGCAAAAUGUCUUAAUUACUAUGUAUGCAAGAUUGGCUGACACUAUGAGUGCAAGCUUGGUUUUUAACCUUUGCCAUGACCGUAAUAUGUGUACGUGGAAUUGCAUGAUAUCUGCUUUAGCUCAGAAUAACAAAGCCAAAGAAGCAUUGGCACUAUUCCAUAGUUUCGAAUUUGAACCAGACGAGAUAAGUCUUGCUACCGUUCUCUCAAUUUGCACGCAACUUGGAAUAAUCAGGCAUGGAAAACAGAUCCACGGGCAUGUCCUCAGGUCUGGGUACUUCAAAAAUUCUGUAAUCUCUUCUGCUCUUGUUGAUAUGUAUAGCAGCUGUGGCAGGCUAGACAUUGCUCUUCUAGUUUUCGAGAAAUCACCUGAGAAAUCUAUUGCGGCUUGGAAUUCUGUGAUUGCGGCUUAUGGGUUACACAGCAAUGGUCGGAAAGCGAUUGAAGUAUUCACUGAACUCAUCGAGUCUGGAAUGAGCCCAACGAAAGCCACAUUCGUUAACCUGUUAACAGCUUGCAGUCAUUCAGGCCUCGUCGAUCAAGGCUGCUGGUAUUACGACCAUAUGUUAACUAGUUUCGGUGUGCAGCCUACCACUGAUCAUCACGUCUGCAUAGUCGAUAUGCUAGGCCGAUCAGGAAGGCUGCAGGAGGCUUAUAAUUUUGUCGAGGACAUGCUAAGCCAACCCGAAUCAGGCAUCUGGGGGGCUCUGCUAAGCGCGUGCAACUAUCAUGGCGAUCUCAAGCUGGGGAAAAAAGUGGCAGAUAUACUCUUUUCUUUAAAACCUGAGAAUGUGGGUUACUAUGUCUCCUUAUCAAAUAUGUAUGUUGCUACUGGGAGCUGGAAAGAAGCUGUGGAAUUGAGAGAUAUAGUUCAGAAUAAAAAGUUAGCAAAACCUGCUGCUUACAGUCUUAUUGAUGUAGGAUUGGGAUAGAAGACACUAAGGGUUGUUCAACUAUUCCAUUAAUUAUAAGCAGGAUUUAUUGAUACUUCUCCAUCUCCUCAAUUUGUACAAAAUCAUCAACUAUUGACUAAACAGUACAACAUAUCAGUCUGAAUCAAUCAAACAAACAACAUUACAUGACUAGAAACAAGAAAAUACCAAACUCAAAACAAACCACAGAAAUCACAAU
Messenger RNA from Ipomoea triloba (trilobed morning glory), 3161 nucleotides. RefSeq names its product pentatricopeptide repeat-containing protein At4g19220, mitochondrial. Gene Ontology annotation, biological process: RNA modification. Gene Ontology annotation, molecular function: protein binding; RNA binding. The coding region runs from base 113 to 2962 and encodes 949 amino acids. The transcript has a single exon. Lineage: Eukaryota; Viridiplantae; Streptophyta; Magnoliopsida; Solanales; Convolvulaceae. Gene Ontology annotation, cellular component: intracellular membrane-bounded organelle. The record is from RefSeq and is a predicted model, not a curated record.